Molecule: messenger RNA, 5584 nt
Organism: Nerophis ophidion (straightnose pipefish)
Lineage: Eukaryota; Metazoa; Chordata; Actinopteri; Syngnathiformes; Syngnathidae
Gene: setmar
Product: SET domain and mariner transposase fusion gene
Exons: 3
Coding region: 243-1064 (273 amino acids)
Cellular component (GO): nucleus
Molecular function (GO): protein binding; zinc ion binding; histone H3K9 methyltransferase activity
Source: RefSeq, a predicted model, not a curated record
CAGGACGUUUGGAACGACCACGAAAACGCCGGUUAUGGAUUUAAGCAACGGCCUGGAGGAUGUUGCUGUUUUAUUUCAACCACAUUCCACCAAACAGAGCCUUCCCGACUUCGAGUGAGAUUGUAAAGACAUACCUCGAGGUCGGAUUGCUGCGGUGAACACGCCAGUGUCUCAGAGAGAAGCCGAGGAGCCAAGCUCACAGCUGCCUUUUAAACAGCUACUGCAGGAGGACGAAAACUCCAAUGAUGUCUCCGUACUCCCCAGGCAAUGUUCCAGGACCAGGGUGCACCGCGGACCCCAGUGAAGUGACACUUCCCGGAUGCUCCUGCCGCUCCCACCAGUGUUCCAUCGAGACCUGCUCCUGCCUGCAGAGCCACGGACAAGCCUACGCCAGCAACGGCAGGCUGCUGGGCGUCAACACGCCGGACGCCAACCACUGCACGCCGGUGUUCGAGUGCAACGCCCUCUGUCCCUGCAGUGACACGUGCUCCAACCGGGUGGUGCAGGGAGGACUGCGACUGGCCUUGCAGGUGAGCAGCACGGACGGGAGGGGGUGGGGAGUGCGCACUCGUCAGCGCAUACCACGAGGGACGUUCGUGUGCGAGUACGCAGGAGAGGUCAUCGGCUUCGAGGAGGCCAGACGUCGACAGCUCGCACAGGGAUGUGAGGAAAACAAUUACAUCAUCGCCGUACGGGAGCACGGCGGCACGGCGGCCGUCGUUGAGACAUUUGUGGACCCGACCACUGUGGGAAACGUCGGUCGCUUCCUGAACCACUCCUGCCUGCCCAACCUGUUCAUGGUGCCGGUCCGGGUGCACUCGGCGGUGCCCAGAUUGGCGCUGUUCGCCGGCCGGGACAUCGACGCCCUAGAGGAACUGACGUUUGACUACUCGGGGGGCUACAGAAACCAAACACCCGGACAGAUGCCGGUCACACAAACACCCGGACAGAUGCCGGUCACACAAACUGAUCAGGCCAGUAGGACAGUCCGGAGGAAAGUAUGUCACUGCGGUGCCAACAACUGUGAAAAGUUCCUUCCUCUGGAUGCAUCUAUUUUAAACUAACCUACAAACCCCGUUUCCAUAUGAGUUGGGAAAUUGUGUUAGAUGUAAAUAUGAACGGAAUACACUGAUUUGCAAAUCCUUUUCAACCCAUAUUCAGUUGAAUAUGCUACAAAGACAACAUCUUUAAUGUUCAGACUGAUAAACAUUUUUUUUUUUUUUGCAAAUAAUCAUUAACUUUAAGUGAAGUGAAGUGAAUUAUAUUUAUAUAGCGCUUUUCUCUAGCGACUCAAAGCGCUUUACAUAGUGAAACCCAAUAUCUAAGUUACAUUUAAACCAGUGUGGGUGGCACUGGGAGCAGGUGGGUCAAGUGUCUUGCCCAAGGACACAACGGCAGUGACUAGGAUGGCGGAAGCGGGAAUUGAACCUGCAACCCUCAAGUUGCUGACACGGCCGUUCUACCAACCGAGCUAUACCGCCCCACUUUAGAAUUUGAUGCCAGCAACACGUGACGAAGAAGUUGGGAAAGGUGGCAAUAAAUGCUGAUAAAGUUGAGGAAUGCUCAUCAAACACUUAUUUGGAACAUCCCACAGGUUUGCAGGCUAAUUGGGAACAGGUGGGUGCCAUGAUUGGGUGUAAAAGCAGCUUCCAUGAAAUGCUGAGUAAUUCACAAACAAGGAUGGGGCGAGGGUCACCACUUUGUAAGCAAAUUGUCGAACAGUUUUAGAACAUUUCUCAAAAAGCUAUUGCAAGGCAUUUGGGGUUUUACCAUCUACAGUCCGUAAAAUCAUCAAAAGGUUCAGAGAAUCUGGAGAAAUCACUGCACGUAAGCCAUGAUAUUAGGGACCUUUGAUCCCUCAGGCGAUACUGCAUCAAAAACCGACGUCAGUGUGUAAAGGAUAUCACCACAUGGUUUUAGGAACACUUCAUAAAACCACUGUCAGUAACUACAGUUGGUUGCUACACCUGUAAGUGCAAGUUAAAACUCUACAAUGCAAAGCAAAACCCUUUUUUCAACAACACCAAGGAACACCGCUGGCUUCGCUGGGCCCGAGCUCACCUAAAAUGGACUGAUGCAAAGUGGAAAGGUGUUCUGUGGUCUGACGAGUCCACAUUUCAAAUUAUAUUUGGAAACUGUGGACGUGAUGUCCUCCGGAACAAAGAGGAAAAUAACCAUCCGGAUUGUUUUGGGCGCAAAGUUUAAAAGGCAGCAUGUGUGAUGGUUAGGGGGUGUAUUAGUGCCCAAGGCAUGGGUAACUUACACAUCUGUGAAGGCAUCAUUAAUGCUGAAAGGUACAUAGAGGAUUUGGAGCAACAUAUGUUGUCAUCCAAGCAACGUUAUCAUGGACGCCCCUGCUUAUUUCAGCAAGCUAAGUGUUACAACAGCGUGGUUUCGUAGUAAAAAGUCCUGGUACUUUCCUGACCCGCCUGCAGUCCAGACCUGUCUCCCAUCGAGAAUGUGUGGCGCAUUAUGAAGGGUGAAAUACGACAGCGGAGACCCUGGACUGUUGAACGACUGAAACUCUACAUAAAACAAGAAUGAGAAAGAAUUCCACUUUCAAAGCUUCAACAAUUAGUUUCCUCAGUUCCAAAACGUUUAUUCAGUGUUGUUAAAAGAAAAGGUGAUGUAACACAGUGGUGAACAUGCCCUUUCCCAACUACUUUGGCACAUGUUGCAGCCAUGAAAUUCUAAAUGAAUUAUUAUUUGCAAAAAAAAAAAAAGUUUGAGUUUGAACCUCAAAUAUCUUGUCUUUGUAGUGCUUUCAACUGAAUAUGGGUUGAAAAGGAUUUGCAAAUCAGUUUAUUCCGUUUAUUUUUACAUCUAACCAGAUUUCCCAACUUAAAUGGAAACAGGGUUUGUACAUUACUAACACGCCCCACCCCUCGUUGAAACCUUCAUAUUCAUACUUUGACAUCAUCUUCAAACAAGACAAAAUGUCAGUCCGUCUUCAUUACUGAGUUCCUGAGAGAACUCUUUGACAUUUCUGCGUACUCUUGAGCAGCGUUCAAGAACACCUACUUCCUGUCAUGCUGCCCUUACACUUGAUAUCCCACCUGAAGAGCAUCCUGAGGACCACCAGCAUAUCCUAUAUUCAUCUCAAUAGCGAGGAUAUUUUCAGUCUUCAUGACAGUAAAGCCGCAAAGCGCAACCAGAGUAACAAAUGUCAUAUGACUCCAACCCACUCAUUUCUGUCAUCCUAAACAGUCUCUCUAUUCUUGCUAUUCUCAGUUUUCUCAUCGCUCUUGGACCUCAGGAGAGGUGCAACCAAUUAAAAGGGGCCUAGGGGUGUUUGGAUUUAGAAACACGUUUUAUUCCCAAGUCUAAGGAGGAGGAGUGUGGGUGUCCCACUUCAACGUGACGGUUACUAAAAUCAGGCCCUCCCUCUCAACGUGGCCCAUUUCUCGUCUAGACCUGCUUUCAUUUUAGUAAUAAUUUCAACAUCUGGGUUAAUUAGAAUAGAGAAAGAAAUGGGACCAUUGCUUGAGAAAGCAGAGAGAAACCUGCCAAGUUGUUUUUCCACAAUUAUAGCAAACCCUGUUUUAGAAAUCUUGUUUUUUUUUCCUAUUUGCAUGAUCUUAAUUAUGAAAACUCUUAUAUUUUUAUUUAAAUAUUACAACUCCCCAAGGGUUAAGAUUAGCUCAGAUGUGAACUGCCCAGCUGCCAUUUUAUUUGUCACCUUCGCACACUUUGUGUUGGUGUAUCAACCAGAUACAUUUUUUUGGUGUCUACCGGAUACAUUUUUGGGGAAAAAAAUGUUGCAAUAUUGUGAGAAAAAGGAAUAUCCUGAGAUUUUAUUUUAUUUUAUCUCACAAGACAAAAUUAUAUAAUUUGAAAAGAUUAAAGUGAGACAUUUUGUAAAAAAAGGUAUUUUAUAUUUUUAGGGAAAAAAAAUGUAUUAUGUGACAAAAAAAGUAAAGUAAAAGGGUUAUGCCAUUUUACAUGAUUAAAGUCAAAUUCAUUAUAAAAAAAAAAGGAAAAUAAAAUUCUGAAAAAAUUGCAAUAUUGUGAGAAUUUUUUUUCAUUACAUACAACAAUUUUUAGGGAAUAUUCUGAGAAUAUUUGUAAUAUUUAUAAUUCGUCCCAAAAAAUUUUUUUAAUUCUAAUAUUUUGUGAAAAAGGUAAUUGUUUUUUUGUUUUUUUUGAAAAAUGCAAUACUGUCAGAGAAAAGUAUUGUGCGGAAAUAUUUCAAGAAAAACAAAGUUUUUUUUUUAAAUGCAAACAGUGCCAUUCUACGUAUCUAAAGUCAAAUAUAUAGAGGAUUUUUUUUAGAAAACAAUUGUUAAUAUUGUGAGGAAAAACGUUGUCAUUGUAAAAAAAAAGUCAAUUGUUUUCAGAAAUAAAUUGCAAUGUUGUGAGAAAAAGUUUUCAGUACAUACAACAAUUUUCAGGGAAUAUACUGAUAUUUUUUGUCUUAUUUUAGAAUACAAAAUUAUGUAAUUUGUCUAAUAAACAAAAAGGUCAAAUAUUUUGUGAAAAAUUUAGCAUUUUUUUAGAAAAUCCUUUUGAAAAAUUUUAAGAAAAAAAUUGUUGUUGUUUUUUAAGAAAAAAGGGCCUUUUUACAUAAAGUCAAAUAUGAAAAUGUGAAAAAAGUAUUUUUGAAAAGUUGCAAUAUUGUGAGAAAAGGUUUUCAUUUCACACAAGAAUCAGUAGGAAUAUUGUGAGAAUUUGUAUUUUAUUUUACAAGACACAAUUACAGUAUAAACAAGAAUAAGGUCAGAUAUAGUGUGAAAAAAGUAUUUUUUCAGUAUGAACAAUAAAGUCAAAUGUAUUAUGAAAAAGGUUUGUUUAAAAAAAAAAGUUAAUAUUGUGAGAUAAAUAUAUUUUACAAUAUUUAUGCACUGGAGGGAUAUUUUAAGACAAAAAUAUAAAUUUUACAACAAAAUAUAUGUCAUUUUACAUAAUGAAACAUUGUGUUCGUAUGUUUUUUUUUGCCAAAAAGAACAUGCUUUUCACUAAACAUCUGUUUUUUUUAAUUAUUUUAUUGUGUUAUUUUUAAUUUAAUUGUGACAUUUGUUUUGUUGUAUUUUUUGUGCUGUGUAUAUACAUAUAUACAGUAUAUGCGUACAGUAUGUACGUGUGUGUGUGUAUGUAUAUAGUAUAAAACGUGACAAAAUAUAUGUACAUGUACAACGUUAAUUGUAGUUAUUGUCCAGUGCGGAUGCUUUAAAGGUGGCCUUUUACCUCAAAUCCUCAGUGUCAUGCCGUGUUUAGUUUUUGCCUUUUUAUCGUCAAUAAUGCUGUAUGUUUUUUAUUUGUAUGUGUGUGUGUGUGAAUGUGUAUGUUUUUUUUAUUUUCUUCUAUUAUUGUUGUUUAUUUUGUUUUGUUUUGUCCAGCAUUUUGUGCUUGCCACUUGCCUGUGCAUGAAAAGUGCUAUAUGAAUUCAGUUGGAUUUGAUUUGAAUUGAAAAUAAGCCACCAUGUUAUUGAAGAAAGUUGCAAGUGCCAUCUCUUUGAUAAAGAAGGUGAGAAACACGAAUUAAUUCAAGAAAGAACCCGUAGCGAGUUACUAAGGUGGCCUCCGCAUAGUUCACUCCUCCUCGCCGUCCAAAGAAAUUCUCAGAAAUAAAUGGAUCAUUUUUAAA